Amoebophrya sp. A120 is the source of this 2165-nucleotide messenger RNA. NCBI's taxonomy places the organism in Eukaryota, Dinophyceae, Syndiniales, Amoebophryaceae. The record is from the annotation of a GenBank genome assembly.
AUGCUGUCCAUUCCGAUGUCGAUGUCGGACCUCUCGGUCCACCCGGUCACACAGGUACUUAUUGCUUGAUUUUCGAACUUUCUCAAAGAAAAAAGCAUGAAGAUGGCACUUAUUCUUAUGCAGAAUCAGCAACAGCAUCUCUUGGUGGAGGUGGUGCCCGAUGAUAAUGAAGAAGGUUUUUUACAAAUUUGAAAAAUCAACAAAAACAGCUCAUCUCCAUGGAGUACCCAAGUAUGCUGUACAAGGAGGCUGUGCUUUUCCUGUACUGCUCAGCAAUUACCGUCGAGCUGAUGACAAACAAGAAGAUGGUAAGAUUUUUUUCGUUCUGUGUUUUCCUGUGUUUCUUUUAGUUCCACACCUAUCUUUCCUGCAACACGCACCAGCACGGUGGAUGAGACAGCUUGAUCCGCUUCAUGAACGCUUUAUUUAGAUGAUCAUGAUAACUUACAAAAAAACACCACAACCCAGUUCACGUUCGCACACUCGUUUGUGCUCUCCCUGAUCCGGGCAUUUGGUAGUUACGGAUUCGUGCUCCCCCUGGUGUUGGGUCAACUCCCGAACCGAGCCUUCGAAAGUUGCGACACCUACCUGUGGACCCUGGCGGGCUCCAUGCUCUACGCAGGGUUUUUCCUGGCACACAUGGUUCCGGAGCGAUUCCACAAGUACCCCUGCGUGCUGCACCGAGUGGCCUACUCCGUCAUCCGCGGAAACAGUCUCGGGCACGGGUUCAGCAUGACGGUAUAGUGUGUGAUGAAUAUCGUUAACUACAGUUGAAGAUGCUGCUUGGCAAGAUAGUCCGCUUUACUUAGCAGAUGCAAAAUAAAUGCUGGAGCUUUUAGACACGAUCAGAAUCGCAUACAAAAAACUUUCGUCCAUGAAAACUCACACCAGGUCAACCUGAUCCCGAACAGCGCUCUGGCUCCGUUCUUCGGUGGUUUCAUUGCGGUUAACGGGCACCGGUUUCUGGAGUACGGCGUUGCCAUCCUCGCCAAGGACACCGUCGACACCGACGUUGUCUUCGGCGUGUUCGGCUCCUGCAUCUACUUCGUCGGCGUGCAGUACUUGAAAUGCCCAGCCUCCGUCGCACGCGCCGUUCUCGUGCUCUUCCACGUAUAUAUGGAGCUUGCUACUGCUUUAAGCAUGUGCAUAGACCUCGACGAGUUUGGAUCAUGCAAGCAUGAAUGAAAAAUUUUUUGCCGUUCGCUGGCAUACUUUCCUGAAAAAGAAAAUGUAGUACAAUUUCAAAAUCACUACUAUCUAUCACAGUUCUUCCUGGAGUGCGGCUAUGGUGACAAGCUGUCGGAGUACGUGAGCGAAAAGGCUACCGCCCUGAAGGAGAAGGUCACCGAGAAGUUCGGCAAGGUGUACGCCAAGCUCUUCAAGAAGGCGGCUGCCAAGUACCCGGCGGCCAAGGCUCCGGCCUCCAAGAGCAUGAAGCGUGGCCGCUCCAAGACCCCGGCCAAGAAGAAGUAAGCGACUUUCUUCUAUUUGGGGUGUGGAAUAGAAAAUGUGAGGAAAAAUUCGUCACAAGGGGAGGUGACACAAAACAAAUCUGGCGAUUCGUUUCUGACGCAAAAACUAAAUCUACCAUGAAGUUUCAAAUACAGUAUCCUAUGACUAAAUCAGACAAACCUAUUUUCGUUGAUGUACCAGUUUGCCGUUACACUUAGUCUUGACAGCCGUUGAAAGUAUACAGAACCGAAGCUGCCGUUGCCGAUAGUUUCACCAAUCAAAGCUAGCGUGACUCGAUGCUGUACCGCAGCUAGCCUCUACAGUAUACGCUGAUUUUCCUAAACCUUGCCGUCACCACUCUAUUCCUCUUGACCAGAAACAAGUUCUCUAGAAGUAACCAGGUAACCAGUUGUAACAAACACAUAGCAAAUAUCAGACAGGAAAUCAUUUCUAUUUCAGAUUCAGAUUCUAGCACGCUCUUGCACAGAGCUACAAAACCAGGUGAUACAGUGAUACUAGCCAAAUCGUUAUUCUAAGCUACCCGCGCUUCCGAUGCGCAGGUGAUGACCGAGGUGUAUCAAUAUGCUUAUCCAAGAAUAUGAAAUGCAAAUGCACUGUACACCAGAUAGUAGCUUGCACAGAAAGUAAAUUCGAUCGUCUCUCAGUUUCGAUUUUAAAUAAGAAAAACACUUUAAUACCGCAGCAAGGUCCUU